GGCGAAAGGGUCAGUGGUUGCCAGCGCUGGUAGGGAGAGGUUUAAUUGGUUGGGGACAUGUCGCUAAUAACUUUUCACGGUUCGGUUUACAGCCUGGAGGGCGUGUGACGUCAGCUUCUGAAGCGGUACCAGCCUGCGUGUUCUGCUGACAACAACUUACUCCUGCGUGUGGUGGAUCGGUCUCACAUACACGGAAACACAAGCAGGUGACGACACAGCAUUGCCGCGGUCCGCUUCCUGUCUGAACCCGGCUAUUACAGCGCGCGAGUCCCGCUGAGAACAUGUCGGACACGACGUCGGGAAUACUGGACUUGCCUGCGGUCCCUGUCAUCUGUUCUCUGCUACUCGGGAUCCCUCUCCUAGUCUGGUUCUUUCGACGAGAAUCUGGGGAGAGUAAGAAAGGCCCUACUCGUAUUGUUAAAGAGGAAGAGAGCGCCGAGAAAAAACAACAUGAUAGUGCACAAACAGACGGUGCGCCGCUGGGCAAACAAGAAAACGUGUCCGGUUCGGAGAGUUACGAUCACACAGCUUCAGUAGAAAGCCGGAGAACAGAACUACCAGAAACAUGUGGAAGAGUCCAGUCAACGACAGGCAGCGAACACGACGGAGACUUGUCGGAAGGUGAGCAGGCCAUUAUUCCGAGAACACCGACAAAAGGGACAAUACCUGAGCAGAAGAAAGGGUCCUGGCUCAAGUCUCUGGAAGACGACCUGCUGAACGACGAUGACUUCUGCGAUUUCGAAGAUGAGGACGAGGAAGAAGAAGAGGAGGAGGAGGCUGCGAGGUUUCCCAAAGAGGAGGCCAAGUUCAUUGACGAUGUGGAUUCUCCUCCUGUGCGACACAAUGGCUACAUUGAGGACAGGCUGGAAGACUUCUCUGAUCACAACAAGAUGAGGGCUCCGACGAGGGCUCCUCCUAGCGUCAAACUUGGGACUAAGCAGUUGGGACCAGACCUGCUGGACGCUGUUGUGCUGGAUAACGGGUCUUACAGCAUCAAGGCUGGCGUCGCUGGUGACUUCUCCCCUACAGCUAACAUCAGGAAUGUGAUCGGCAGGAUGAGAGGAAACUACAACGAGCUGUACACCAGUGAUGAUGACAAAUACAUAGGAGACGACGCCAUUGUCAGUCAGGGGCGCCUGACGUUCGACUACCCCAUGCACGAUGGAAGCGUUAAGAACUGGCGGGACCUGGAGGCAGUAUGGGACCACGUGACCCGUUCGGAGCUGGGGAAGAGCCUGGGUGACCGGCCGGUCAUCGUGACCGACACCACGGCGAUGCCGAGAGAACAGAGGGAGAGGCACCUGCAGGUUCUGUUCGAGGCGUUUGAUGUGCCGGCAGUUUUCCUGGUGAAGCAGGCGGCCAUGGCUCUCCAUGCCCAGGGCAAGUCCACGGGACUGGUGGUCAGCAGCGGCCACGGCGUCACCGAGGUGGUGCCUGUGUACGAGGGCCACUGCAUAGAGCAUGCGUCAAGAAAGUUGUUGUUCUCCGGUAAACACGUGACAGACCAGCUGGGGCGGCUGCUGCAGUUUGAGCGAGGCUACACCUUCACAUCCUCCUCCGAGAUGGAGAUCCUCCGGAAGAUCAAACAACAAAUGGCCUUCGUCGCCACCGAUUACGACGCCGUGAUCCGAGAGAACGAGGCCCUCCGGUCGGAGCCCACGGAGUUUACGAUGCCCGACGGCAACCCGAUCUCUAUCGGGAACGAGCGGUUCAAAUGCACGGAGCCGCUGUUCCGCCCGGAGGAGACAGGGGUUCACGAACAGGGGCUGCACGAACUCAUUCUGCAGGCGAUCGACAGCUGCGACACGGACCUGCGGCCCCAGCUGUGGAACAACAUCCUGGUGUACGGCGGGAACACCAAGCUGCGCGGCUUCGUGCCGAGGCUACGGUCGGAGCUGAAGGGCUGCAGCGGCGGGGAGACGUUCCACCUGGACGCGCCCUCGGACCGAGAGAACCUGGCCUGGAUCGGCGCGUCCAUCCUCAGCGCAGACCCCGACUUCUCCGACUGUUGGAUCACUAUGGAGGAGUACGCCGAGGGUGGCGGGAAGGUCGUUCAUAGGAAGUGUUUCUAACAAAAGUCAAGCAGUACAUGUAUAGGGUGUUUGAUAGACCUAAAGCCAACCGACGUGUUUUCAGCAGAGCUAUCCACCCCAUGCAUCUACUCAAACUAAAUAUGACCAUUGGCUGAAAACUAACCUUGUACAUUACUUCCUGAUGCUGAAGGACGCCCUCUCUUUGCAAACUCUUCGAAUUGCACAACUAUGCAACGAUGGUUUCGGUAAUUCUACAAACGUCCCUCGUUGCUUGCUGCUACGACUGUAGGGCCUAGUCGAGGACGCCACAAAGUAUGACUGUUUUACGAAGUUAAUGAAUUGGAACUUUGACACGUGUAUUAUAAGUUUGUUUGGGCGUCAAACAAAAUAUGACAUGUACGUUUUCGUCCAAGUGGAAGCGGUAUCGUCAAUUGGAUACAAUAUUAUUCCUUGUAACUUUGUAAAGGAGUAAAAACAGUGUAAAUCGAGGCACUUUAUGCUCAAAAAUAAGACAGAAAGUUUUACGCUUCCUUCUUUUAUGACGAAUAUUUGCCAAAAUGUUUCUCUUAUCAUGGUGGCUGUGCCAAGGAAAUAUAGUUAUACAGCAAGUACAAAAAAUGUAAUAAGAAAUACAAACAAGAAAGAAUGGACUACAUAUGAUGGCCUGACUGCUUCUUGUGAGCAAUACAGCUGAUAAUUAUGUCUAGAUUAUGAAAAGAAAUGAGUGUGCAACUGACAUCUUUUGAAAUUGUUCUGAAUGUAUAUAAUGCAAAUGUCACCAAUGUUUGUCAUAUGGAUAGAUUUAGUCGCAUUAGAAACAUUCUACAUGAGCAAAACCAUGGGUAAGAUUAUCUUUAU
Molecule: messenger RNA, 2891 nt
Organism: Branchiostoma belcheri (Belcher's lancelet)
Lineage: Eukaryota; Metazoa; Chordata; Leptocardii; Amphioxiformes; Branchiostomatidae
Product: actin-3-like
Exons: 8
Coding region: 282-2072 (596 amino acids)
Source: RefSeq, a predicted model, not a curated record